Molecule: messenger RNA, 3502 nt
Organism: Rotaria sp. Silwood2
Lineage: Eukaryota; Metazoa; Rotifera; Eurotatoria; Philodinida; Philodinidae
Source: the annotation of a GenBank genome assembly
CGGGUAAAUCUAAGAUAAUCAAUUAAUAAUCUUUCAAUUCGAUUGUUGAUGAUUGGGAUUUCAAUCGAUUGAGCAGAUUAACAUCGAUUGUCGAAUUAAAAUCCGAUUACAGAAGGGUAAUUCUAAGAUAAUCAAUUAAUAAUCUUUCAAUUCGAUUGUUGAUGAUUGGGAUUUCGAUCGAUUGAGCAAAUUAAAAUCGAUUCUCCAAUUAAAAUCCGAUUUCAAUAGGGUUAAUCUAAGAUAAUCAAUUAAUAAUCUUUCAAUUCGAUUGUUGAUGAUUGGGAUUUCAAUCGAUUGAGCAGAUUAAAAUCGAUUCUCCGAUUGAAAUCGGAUUACAGACGGGUAAAUCUAAGAUCAUCAAUUAAUAAUCUUUUAAUUCGAUUGUUGAUGAUUGGGAUUUCAAUCGAUUGAGCAAAUUAAAGUCGAUUGUCCGAUUAAAAUCCAAUUUUAGUUGGUUGAAUCAAAACUAAUUGAUUGAGUUGAUUGAUUUUACAAUCGAUUAUAGAAUUUUAAUCGAUUUUAAUCGGAUUCUUCUGGAAAAAAUAGAAGUUUUGUUUGAAAAAUCGGAUUUGUCCGUCGCUAAUCAAAAAUAAUCUGGAUUUUCUUCGGAAUAUUUUUCACUGGGUUGGUGGAGUUUGGAUGUGCGGUGCGAGCGUGGGUGUGGGGUGCAGAUAUGGGAUGCGAGUGUGCGUGUGACUAUCAAUCUUCGUUUCAGCCAUACCCAGAACCACACCCUUUAUUUGUGGUCGUUGCUUUAAUUAUAUAAUUCUUGCUUUUGUUAAAUAUGGCUCGAAUAAAAAGUUUUUUGAAAAAUUUGAAAGAUUUAUUAAGUUAACAUGGAGAGGAAAAGUUUCGUUUUGCGCGUAAGUGUCGUGCGCGGAAAUGUCGCGUGCGCAAGUGUCGGUGAAUCGAUAUAUACAUAUAUACUGUAAAAUAAUUAUUCGAACACUUCGUAUUAUUUGUCAUGUGAAGAAAGUUUCAUAAAGAAUCAAAAACCUUGUCUCGGCUCUGAUUGUACCAUACGAUAGAUUCAUGUCUCUACUUUAUUCUACUCAAAAACAUGUUCUCUCCAACAAGCUUUCAUAGGGUUUUGAAAGAUUUUCCAUAAAUCACUUAUUUUAUUAUCAAAAUAAACUUAUUCGGACAUCAGUAAUUUUUUAUGGGCGUUUUCUACUGCAUCAAAAUAUUUUGAAUUACAUAUCAUUCGAUAAGGUAGGAGAGAAGAUCGAAUUCGAUGGUGGUACGGGUCACCUUCUAAUCGUUCGCGUAGACGCGGACUCUUGUGCCAUAAAUGUAGGUGAAAUGAUCAGUUUGUGAGAGAACGGUGAAGGUGCAGAUCAGUGUGAGCAUCGAUGUCUGUGUAGUUGUCUGUCGCCACAAACUAAUUGCUAGAGCGGUGCGUAUCACAAUAGUUUAAAGCUCAAUCUAUUAAGUAAUUGAAAUGUAAUCUUCAUCAAUCAUUCAUAUUUUACUUCUAUCUCUAUUGAUUAUUUUAAUUUAUCUCUGCAUCACUACAUUCUAGGUAUAACAUUUACUCCUAGCCGCAAACAAAAGGUACUAUAAUAAAGUGAAAUGUGCUGUGAUAGUAAACAAUUUAACAUUCCAUAGGUUUCUAAACUUACAUAAUGAGGAAUUUAGAUUCUUAUGAUUUCUUCUUUGACACGAUUUAGAAAUCUUUGCCAUUUCAUGAUUCUCUUAGUCAAGAUGAUAAUCUAGAUUAUGGUAAGUGUUGUCAUUCUUAUUUGUCACAUUAUCGCUCGUAAUAUACGUAUGAGCAAACUCUCUUUUCAUUAAAGAACUAGCAGUUAUAAAAAACUUCUCACUUUAUCUGGCAGUCUAUUCUAAUAAAGAACGGCCUUGUAUAUUUUUUCUGCUUCCGGUGUACAGUUGCGCUUCUGGUGACAGAGGCAGAUAAUUUUUUUUUCUUCCUAUAAUAACAUGUUGUCAUCAUUUGACUCUUACUGUUGUUAUCAGAAAAUAUUUUGCAAGCAACUAUCAUCAAGCAAAACUAAGGAGACUGUAAGUAUACUUCAUGUUGGAAAAUUUCCCAGUAUCUGUCUCUCGUUUCAUGCAAUAAGUAGAAGGGAAAUAGUAACUUAGAGCACUAUAAAAAGUAGAUCUAAUAAAUAUUUUGACAAAAAAUAACAUCGUUUGCUCGUCACCGUGCUUGGUAUUUUGUAAAGCUACUAUUCAGGUCACUUGAUUUUUAUCUUCAUAUUAUUCUCUCUUUUGUGUAUCACAGAACUACUUAUCCAGCUACUUGCACGGACCUACAAAGUUAUCAAUGAGAAUCUGGAAGUAUAUAAGCUAAAGAAAUUUUAUGACUCUUUCUCUCGAUUGGCUCUAAUUCUAUCACAAGUGGCGAACGUCUGAAUAAUCUGUUUUCGUUGUUUUCGUUCCAAAUGGUUCAUUCUCAAAAGAGAUACAAUCUUUUUUUUAUAAUUAAAUCGGAAAGAAUGAUAAGCUAGAUGUAAAUGAUAGUUUUUUUUCUCUUAAUUUUGCAAUUAAUACACAGCUAUUUGAUUCAUUCAUUAGCAAUCUAAAGAUAUUCUCGCUAUUCCAACUUGCUGUAAGUAUUUAUUCUUUUUCAUAGCUAGUUAAUCUACUGCACACCUAUUUGAUUCAUUCAUUUGCAAUGCAAAGAUCUUCUAGCUAUUUCAACUUGCUGUAGCUAGGGUGUAGGGUGUGGGUGUGGGUAGGGAUGCAACAAAUCCAUAGGAUUGGAUUUGGGUUUGGGUUUGUUUACAUGUUAAAUUGCAUGCACCAAAUCCCAAAUCCAAAUCUUACUGCACCCGUAGGUGUGGGUGUGGGUGUGGAUUAACUUGUCACCAACAAACACACCCACAUCCCACAUCCACACCCUUCUUCUGUACGAAAAGCAUUAUGUUUAUACAUAAAAUCAUCUGAUAAAUUUGAUUGAUUUAAAUUAUCUAAUAAAUUUUUGCACGAUCAUUUAAUUCAUGAAGUGCAUGACUAUAAUCUUCAAUUGGUUUAACCAAUUGCUGGUUGUUUACGUAUAAAUGUUUGUGUUGUUAAUUCAUCUUUACCAUGUUCGUCACUCAUCAUAUAUAACUCUUGUUCACUUAACCAUGCUUCAGCAUCACUCGAAUCAUAACAAUAUUGAUAAAGAUGUUCUAAUAAUCCAAUUGGUUGUCGAUGUUGUUAUUGUUUUUUUGAAAUCAUUAUAAUUAAAUACUAAUUGUUCUAAACGUUGUUCGUGAUUUUCAAUUUCUUUGAAUAAUAUUUCAUUUUACGUUUUAACGAUUUAAUAUUCAUAAAUGUUUGUUGUUUAUUAUUAAAUAUUAAAUCAGAACAUGAUGAAAGUUGUCAUAAUAGUACAGCUAUUGAAAAUAUUAAAAUGUUUAUUAAUGAUAAUAAAGAUCAAUCAUCAAUGACAGAUACUGAAAUUAAAGAAUCAUCAUUUUCUCAAUUAGAAACAUUAGAUAAACUUCAAGCUGUUCAAUUAAUAACAGCUCGCGCUAAUGAACGAUUAACUGUAUAA